This is a messenger RNA of Astrephomene gubernaculifera, 1781 nucleotides long. NCBI's taxonomy places the organism in Eukaryota, Viridiplantae, Chlorophyta, Chlorophyceae, Chlamydomonadales, Astrephomenaceae. The record is from the annotation of a GenBank genome assembly.
CGCCUGCUGCCCAUCUACGUGUCAGCCGACCUGGCGGACACGGUGCUGUUCGUGGGGCGGGCGGUGCGGGUGCUGCGAAGGCAGCCGGCAGCAGGAGGGGCAGGAGGGGGAGGGGCAGCAGGAGGUGGGCCGCAUGAGCUGCUGCCGCUUCAGGACAUGAUGCAGUUCGGGCAGGCCUUCACCCAGCUGCAGUCCGAGCCGGAGCUCUCCCCCAUGCGGCUGGGCCUGGUGGUGGAGGGGCUGCGGGCGCAUGUGGCUCGGCUGCUGUGGCGGCUGCUGGUGGGGCGCGCGGGGCUGCUGCCGCACCUGGCGGCGCUCAAGGACUACCUGCUGCUGGCGAGAGGAGACUUCUGGAACACGUUCCUGGCGGAGAGCAAGCCGCUCAUGGCGGCACCGCCGCGGCCCCAGUCGGUGGACGCCGACCUGGCUGUGCCCCUCGCCCGCUCCGCCGCCAAGAGCAGUGCGGAGGGCGACCCGCUGCUGCCCGCCUUCAGCCUGAGGUACCUGUGGGGGCAGGAGGCGGAGGCGGCGUUCCAGAUCAGCAGCGGCAAGGUGGGGUCGGGCGGCCACCCGGUUCCCCCCCUGGACCCCUGCUGGGACCCGCUGGUGCUGGAGGUGCGUCUGGACUGGCCGCUGGGGCUGCUGCUGGGGCGGGAGCAGCUGCGGAGGUACAACCAGCUGUUCGCGCUGCUGCUGCGGCUGCGGCGCAUGCAGGGCUGGCUGGACGAUGCGUGGAAGGACCUGAGGGUCAUGGACAAGCAGCUGCAGCGGUCGCCCUCCGCCCCCUCCUCCUCCGCGGUGCCGCACGGGCGCAUGCGCGAGCUGCAGGACCUGCGCAACGUGAUGGCGCACCUGGUCAACAACCUGCAGAUCUACAUUCAGACGGAUGUGAUCGAGGUCAACUUCAGUGCGCUCGAAAACAAGAUCUCCAGCUGCCAGGACUUCUCCGAGCUGGAGCGGGCGCACCACGUGUUCCUGUCCACCCUCAUGGUGCAGAGCUUCCUCACCGUCCGCUCGCUGUGCGCCGUGCUGGGGGACAUCUUCCAGGACGUGGCGUCGCUCUCCCAGCUGGUGUCGCGGGCGGGCUGCGACCCGCAGCGACUGGACUUCGCCGCCAUCGCGCGUGUGCGCAGCAACUUCAUUCGUCACGCGACCGGGCUAUACAACACAAUCAGCAGUCAACGCAUGAUCGACUCCUUCCGUGCGCCCCAUCUGGCGCAGCUGGUCACCCGGCUCAACUACAACCUGUGGUACGGUGCAGCGAUGGGCAGGGGGCAGGGUUGAGGAGGAUGAACAACCGGGGUGACUGGAAAAACACGUGCGAGCGUGCAUGCAUGCGAAGUACGGCUGUCAGGACUGCCACGGCCCCAGCGGGUACACAGCUGUGUACACAGUUGGGGCGUUUGCGGCUGGGACUGUUUCCCGGGAUGUGCUGGGAGGCGCGUCCCGCUGCUUGUGUGCAUGUUUGGAGUGGUUGCCUGGAUGGCUCGUAGAUGAGGUUUGCCGGUUUGCCGGUUUGCCGUGCGGGCUGGGGUUGUAUGCAGCACCCGCUGCUGGCGGGGGUACUCAUCAUGUGCGGGGUGGUUCUGGGAUGGGCGAGGGAGGAGGUAUGGUGGGAGACGGUCGCCAUUAGCUGUGUUAAGGCGGGUGAGGUGACCUUCCUCACUGGUGCUGGCAGUCGCAAUCGGGAAGCGGGUGAUGGUUCACCAGUUGACACACUGUCAUUGGGACAAUGAGGCGGACAUGUACACUGCCGGUGUACAAAUAUAGGAGUACCCACC